Molecule: messenger RNA, 3215 nt
Organism: Hippopotamus amphibius kiboko
Lineage: Eukaryota; Metazoa; Chordata; Mammalia; Artiodactyla; Hippopotamidae
Gene: SERPINB12
Product: serpin family B member 12
Exons: 8
Coding region: 106-1383 (425 amino acids)
Biological process (GO): negative regulation of endopeptidase activity
Molecular function (GO): serine-type endopeptidase inhibitor activity
Source: RefSeq, a predicted model, not a curated record
GGAAGGGUUCAUAUAUUUCCAUUCCUGACAGGGUGUGGGUUGAAACUUACCCAGCCAGCUGUUAGGAGCAACUCUGAAGGCAAGAAGACUGUCAUCAGAUUCACAAUGGAAUCUCUCAUUGCAGCAAAUAUCAAAUUUUGCUUUGAUUUUUUCCAAAAGAUCAGCAAAGAUGUUCAUUGUAAGAACAUCUUCUUCAGUCCUCUGAGCAUCUCGGCUGCCCUUGGCAUGGUCCACCUGGGGGCCAGAGGUGACAGUGCACAUCAGCUCAACCAGGUACUACACCUCAAUGAAUUUUCCCAGAAGGAGAGCAAACAACUGGAUCUCUGUCUGAAAAGAGAAGAACAAGAAGUGCAUGCUGACAGCUCUCUGGAGGGGCAGAAAGAAACGACAGGAUCUCUGCCUCAGCAGGCCGAGUCUUCAAAGGAUGAGAGUGGACUGUUCAGCUGCUGCUUCGGGCAGCUUCUCGCCAAAUUAGGCAGGAUCAAAGUUGAUUACACCUUGAGUAUUGCCAACAGGCUUUAUGAAGAGCAGGGAUUCCCAAUCCGUCCGGAAUACUUAGAUGCUGUGAUUGAAUUUUACCACACAACAAUUGAAAGUGUUGAUUUCCAGAAAGAUGCUGAAAAAUCCAGACGAGAGAUUAACUUCUGGGUUGAAUCUCAAUCCCAAGGUAAAAUCAAGGAUCUCUUUAGCAAGGAUGCUAUCAACAGUUUAACUGUGCUGGUGCUGGUGAAUGCCGUUUACUUCAAGGCCAAGUGGGAAAAAUAUUUCGACAGUGAAAACACAGUGGAUGAGCUUUUCUUUCUAAGUGAGAAUGAAAAGAAGAGUGUGAAGAUGAUGAAUCAGACGGGGCUGUUUAGAAUCGGCUUCGUGGAGGAGCUGAAGGCGCAGAUCCUCGAGCUACGGUACAUCAAGGGGAAGCUCAGUAUGAUCGUCCUGCUGCCGGAGAGCUCGGCAGACAACCUGAAAGGCCUGGAAGAGCUUGAAAGGAGUAUCACCUAUGAAAAACUCGUGGCCUGGAGCAGUUCAGAAAACAUGUCAGAAAAAACAGUAGCCGUCUCCUUCCCCAAGUUCAUCCUGGAAGACAGCUAUGAUCUCAUUCCUAUUCUACAAGACAUGGGCAUCACGGAUAUCUUUGAUGAAACAAAGGCUGACCUUACUGGAAUCUCUCCAAAUGCCAAUUUGUACCUGUCAAAAGCUAUCCAUAAAACCUUUGUGGAAGUGGAUGAAAAUGGUACCCAGGCAGCUGCAGCCAGUGGGGUUGUCGGCACUGCCCUUUCCGCACCAUCUUGGGAGACGUUUAAUGCUAAUCACCCUUUUCUCUUUUUUAUCAGACACAACAAAACCCAAACCAUUCUCUUCUGUGGCAGGAUCUGCUCUCCUUGAAAGGAGCAGACUGUCUAGUACUUGGGGGCUGGAAGAAAGUGGCAAUACCUGUCGUCUCCUGUAUCACCCGGGCAUUUGUGUUUUGCUAAGAUCUCAAGCUGAGCGAAUUCUAUCACGACUCCACACUCCCUUCCUCCAGCCAUUGGCCCUCGCUUGUCCUGACCUUUCUCUCACCCUGUAGCAGAUUUUCAUCUAAGUCCAUUAGCAUCAAAGGGUCCUUGCUCCCUCCCUAAGUGCUCACCACCCUAAGCUCUCAAGCAUAUAAAUUCACCCUCUGUGUCCCGAAGGUCAACAUAAUUGAGGAUGAUACUGAUUUUAAGUUACCAACCUCCCUAUGGAGGAAUCCUGAAAGUUCAAGUCAUUAGACCACAUCUAGGAAACGGCAAACUCAGAAAACACUUUACCAUGGGUGGCAAGAGAAAAUGUUUCAAUGGAAUGUCUUUUGGAAACUCAGCUCUGUUUCUGUGGCAGUUGAAAUCCUGGUGCAUCACUGGGCAAGCUGACCUGCCUCUUCCUCUUCCGUCUUCUGCUGCAUGGAGGGUGUCCUGUGAGGUGCUUCUCACUUGGGAGACAGUAGGGCUUAGGGGUGGAUUUAAGGGACAGCUCAAGGCUGUAAGACUUGCCCACCAGCAUGCAUUUUGCACAGAGCAGAAUGGUAUUUGUCUUGUGAAUCUGACACUGACUCAGGAGAGUGGUGAGUGGACUGAAAAGAGAUGAGUCUGUUUUCCUUACUGAGUCUGCUAGGCCGUCAUAAUGCAGCACUUCCUCCAUCUCUUCUUCACCUCCAUCCUCAGAGAUUUCUCCUCUGGAGUUACUCCUAAAUGCCCAGCAUGCUGAGAGCGGGAGAGCAGUGCUGCCCUCUCUGGGCUCCUCAUUCCCCUCUCUCUGUCCUCUGGCCGUGUGGACUGAUUUGUCCUCUGACAGGCCUCACAAGAGCAGGCCGGGACCAGGGCACGAUGCUCGUGGAAACACUUGUCAGGAGGGCUGCUGGCUUCUUCUCAACUAAAAGCCUGACACCAGAGUAGUCAAGACUCCAGGAUCCAGGACCUUUGUUCUUGGAUGUGUUGGUGCAAGUUCUUGAUCUCUGCCUCAGUGGCACACUCUGGAAUGACCGCUGACAUGCCUAACUUGCAGAAUCGGUUCUCUCCCAUAAAGGUGAAUUUCUGGCCUUGGCUGUGAACCAGUUUCCCUGCCCUGUGACCAUCCUUCUCCCAGGUGCCAGUGUGUUGGUUAAGUAUGGCUGUAGCAGUUUUUGCAGAAAAAGGUAGGGUAACUUCACCUGCUCUCAUGCUGGAUCCUCCCCUAGUUCUCUCACUAGCAAUUUCUUUGUGCUGCAAAAGACAAGUGUCAUAUUCUUCAUAGAGGCUUCUUAUGGUCGAAACUUGCUCAUUCUAUAAAAAAAUUUCUCAUUGGUAACCUGAGGCUGUUCUUCCUAGUCCUUUACCCAGAAUGAAUGUCCCACACAUCAAAUUUAUCUCAGAUAAUUGAAAAGUAGUCUCUCCUGUGUUUCAUUUGGGGGGUAACGUUUUGAGGGCUGAUUCCGUGCUGACAUGGCAUCACAGCUGGACACUGAGUGAAUAACCAUGCCCUGUAUUAUAGGUCUGACAUUGCUUUUGUUCUUAUUCUUUUCCUUGAUGAGCAUAUUUUCUCAUUUGUAUUGGGAUUUUCCAGAAUUUUAAUCAUGAGAGGAAAAUAAAUCUACUUGCAAUAAAGUGGAAGUAUACAUCUUAAAUCUUUCUGUAAGUCAAUAAACACAUCUUAGUAAAGUAAAUCUUUGAUUGAUUAAAAUGUUUCCUAGUAAAUAAAGCACUGUUGUCAUUUGUUAAAGUGUG